Molecule: messenger RNA, 2743 nt
Organism: Somion occarium
Lineage: Eukaryota; Fungi; Basidiomycota; Agaricomycetes; Polyporales; Cerrenaceae
Source: the annotation of a GenBank genome assembly
CUUCUCUUUCUCCCCACACUGAAGUUUAUGAAUUUCUGUAGACCACCGAGAACGUGGGCCGAAUAAAUCUUCUGAAGAUGACCAACACCUGAGGGGAGUUGUUCGCUGGCUACUUAAAUGGAGGAUCCAUCUCGUGGUUUACCUUCGGUCUAUUGCGGCUCCCCAUCCAACAUGUUUUUUCCUUUCUUUAUCUAUCGAAUACGCUUGACGAUUGGCUGGACUGAUUUGCCUGUGAAGCAACGAGUGUUACAUCGUUGCAUCGUGUUUUGCCUUUAAGCGUUCAACGUUCAAUAUUCAAACCUCAAGGAAAUGUACGAAGGAUCUAGGACCAAUGCCACGCAACGUCCUAUGUACAUUUUCUUGAAACGAUGUCAUAAGUCUGCCAAGCGCUCAUGAUGUCAUCUUGCGUGAACUGCUAGCAGGGUCGGCCUAGUGUUAUUACCGCCAGCGUUGAACCUGUGCCUUGAUUGCCUUAUGGCUUAUCACAGGAGAGCCUCACAAAGAUAAUGCGGGGGACGCAAUCAGGCCUCAUGACCAUUAGAGUAUCGAUACCCCUUCGUUGCGGCUUGCGAGUUAAGUAUAGGGUUCAACUCCCACGCAUAUCUCGUUAUCGCAAGUUGUCCCCAUUGAAGUCUUUCGUCUCCGAAGGAGUGCCGCACAGCUUCAGUAGGUUAUGCGGCCGUAGCUGGAUAGGACAGAUACACUUUGGAUUCAACAUCACCCCUUUGCUCUUGACUUCUUGCACCCACAUUAUUCUUCAGGUUCUAGGCGAUACAGUUAUCACUUAGCUCAUCAAAGACGCUUGCGUCGCUAACAUGAAUGCAGAUUCCGAUGUUGCUGUUCUUGCCGGUUUGGGAUACAAACAGGAGCUGAAACGAGCUUUCAAACCAUAUGAGGUCUUCGGGAUCGGGUUCAGUGUCAUUGGGCUUAUUCCAUCAAUGGCAUCUGUUCUGGUCUUUGCAUUGCCAAACGGCGGUCCUGUGGCUCUAGUCUGGGGAUGGGGCGUCUGUUCUGUCUUCUUGGUUGUCAUCGCAUUGGCAUUGGCCGAAUUGAGUUCUGCUGCUCCGACUUCCGGAGGUCUCUACUACUGGAGUCACAUGUAUGCCUCCCCAAGGUGGAAGAAUCUUAUGUCCUGGGUCUGUGGAUAUUCGAAUACCAUAGGCAACAUUGCAGGUGUUGCGUCUGUUGAUUGGGGAUGUGCUGUACAACUCAUGGCGGCCGUAAGUAUUGGUUCAGAUAUGACUUUCACUCCAAGUACGGGCCAAACAUACGGCGUAUUUGUGGCCCUGGUACUUUGCCAUGUAUGCAUCGCAUCUUUAGCAACCAGAGUGAUCGCGAGGCUUCAAGGAAUAUACAUUGGACUCAACAUUGUACUAUGCCUUGUCAUAGUCAUAGCUGUCCCCGCAGCUACCCCAACUGCAUUUCGCAACACAGCCGCACACGCUUUUGGUAGUUUCCAAAAUCUUUAUGGCUGGCCGAACGGCUUUGCCUUUAUUCUGAGCUUCCUGGCUCCACUAUGGACAAUUGCUGGCUUCGACUCGCCUCUUCACAUUAGUGAGGAGGCUUCCAACGCAUCCACAGCAGUUCCGUGGGCUAUCGUUAAUGCUACGGGCCUGGCAGCAGUUUUUGGAUUUGCUGUUAAUAUCGCGCUUUCGUUCUGUAUGGGUACUGAUAUCGAGAACAUAAUGGCGAACCCGAUUGGUCAACCUAUGGCCACGAUUAUUUUAAACAGCCUCGGUAAGAAGGGGACGCUAGUGGUUUGGUCUCUCAUAGUCUUUGUCCAGUUUUUAAUGGGUACGAGCUGUAUGACAGCCUGUUCCCGUCAGGUCUUCGCAUUCUCUCGCGAUGGCGCCUUGCCCGGAUCGUCAUAUCUCUAUCGCAUCAACAAACACACGGGAACCCCUGUGAACUGCGUCUGCUUCGCCGCUUGCCUCGCCUCGCUUCUGGGUCUGCUCGUUUUCGCCGGACCUAUCGCUACAUCGGCCCUCUUCAGUUUGGGCGUUACUGGGCAAUAUAUUGCAUACAUCAUCCCUAUCUCAAGCAGAUUCCUCGGCGGUGAGAAAUGGACUCCUGGACCAUUUAACCUGGGAGUCAUGGGCCGUCCGAUUGCAUACGUUGCUGUGCUAUGGAUGGUAUUCACGAUUAUCGUCUUGGCAUUCCCGACUACGCCAAACCCUUCUACCGCAGACAUGAACUACACAGUCGCGGUAUUUGGUGGAAUCAUAAUUCUCAGCGUGCUUUACUACUAUCUUCCCGGAUACGGGGGUCUCUACUGGUUCAGAGGACCUAGAGCAAACAUCGAUGCGUAUCAACGUCGGAAUAAUAGCAACGGCAGAGUGUCGGUCGUCGAGAUCUUCGAGAACGAGAAGGAAAAGCGCGCUCGGGAGGAAAACAACUAGAUCACAGGUGGUGUUCACCGAAGGGGCCGACUUUUCAAUUGCAUCUUCCAAGACGCCCUUUGAUUUCUGUCACAGGAAUUUUUCUGCGUAUAAUUUGGUCUACAGUAUAGAUGCGGUAUGCAUUUCCUAUCAUUCUGCGUUUUCACAACUUUCUUUCACAGUAGUUUGCACUUGUAUCGUACAGUUUGCGAUAUUUGAUUUUACGGUGAUGUCUUCGUACUUUCAAUGGUUGGACACUGAGCACUCGUAACGGCGAGUCGGACAUCAUCACAGAUCUCAGACAUCCUGUGGUAGGUAAGCGAAGACAUGGGUUACGCGAGUCGGUCUCCCUAUUUCACCAGUGU